This is a messenger RNA of Macaca mulatta (Rhesus monkey), 10709 nucleotides long. RefSeq names its product nidogen 2 (gene NID2). NCBI's taxonomy places the organism in Eukaryota, Metazoa, Chordata, Mammalia, Primates, Cercopithecidae. Gene Ontology annotation, cellular component: plasma membrane. Gene Ontology annotation, molecular function: calcium ion binding; Wnt-protein binding; Wnt receptor activity. Gene Ontology annotation, biological process: cell-matrix adhesion; canonical Wnt signaling pathway. The record is from RefSeq and is a predicted model, not a curated record.
UGCCUUAGAAAACUUAACGAGAACCAGAUGUGGUGGCCACUGCCGAACUUUCUCAGAGCCGGUGAUUGGUCCCCAGCCUAGGGCCUCAGCCAAUUAGCGUGCUGGGUGGGCCUGGAGUCCCGCCCCGCCCAGUCGCCCGCGUAGAUCCAGGUUCGAGGCUGGCGCGGCGCGGAGAGUGGGCUGGAGGCCGGGGCGGGACGCGCUGUGUAGCGGGGAAGCGCACGGCCGAGCGAGCAUGGAGGGAGACCGGGUGGCCGGGCGGCCGGUGCUGUCGCCGUUACCAGUGCUGCUGCUGCUGCCGUUGCUGCUGUCGCGGGCCGCGGCGCUGCACCCAGACGAGCUCUUCCCAUACGGGGAGUCGUGGGGAGACCAGCUUCUGCAGGAAGGCGACGACGAAAGCUCAGCCGUGGUGAAGCUGGCGAACCCCCUGCACUUCUACGAAGCCCGAUUCAGCAAUCUCUACGUGGGCACCAAUGGCAUCAUCUCCACUCAGGACUUCCCCAGGGAAACGCAGUAUGUGGACUAUGAUUUCCCCACCGACUUCCCGGCCAUCGCCCCUUUCCUGGCCGACAUCGACACGAGCCACGGCAGGGGCCGAGUCCUGUACCGAGAGGACACCUCCCCGGCAGUGCUGGGCCUGGCCGCCCGCUAUGUGCGAGCUGGCUUCCCGCGCUCUGCGCACUUUACCCCCACCCACGCCUUCCUGGCCACCUGGGAGCAGGUGGGCGCUUACGAGGAGGUCAAGCGCGGAGCGUUGCCCUCGGGAGAGCUGAACACUUUCCAGGCAGUGUUGGCAUCUGAUGGGUCUGAUAGCUACGCCCUCUUUCUUUAUCCUGCCAACGGCCUGCAGUUCCUUGGAACCCGCCCCAAAGAGUCUUACAAUGUCCAGCUUCAGCUUCCAGCUCGGGUGGGCUUCUGCCGAGGGGAGGCUGAUGAUCUGAAGUCAGAAGGACCGUAUUUCAGCUUGACUAGCACUGAACAGUCUGUGAAAAAUCUCUAUCAACUAAGCAACCUGGGGAUCCCUGGAGUGUGGGCUUUCCAUAUCGGCAGCACUUCCCUGUUGGACAACGUCAGGCCAGCCGCAGUUGGAGGAGACCUUUCCACUGCCCGCUCUUCUGUUCCCCUGGGACGUUCCUUCAGCCAUGCUACAGCCCUGGAAAGUGACUAUAAUGAGGACAAUUUGGAUUACUAUGAUGUGAAUGAGGAGGAAGCUGAAUACCUUCCGGGUGAACCAGAGGAGGCAUUGAAUGGCCACAGCAGCAUUGAUGUUUCCUUCCAGUCCAAAGUAGAUACAAAGCCUUUAGAGGGUAGGAUCUCCCCUCCAGAUUCUGAUCUGUCCUCCCCCUUGCAUCCAACACCUACUUAUUGGCCAUUCUAUCCUGAAACAGAAUCUGCUACCUUGGACCCUCACACCAAAGAAGGAACAUCUCUGGGAGAGGUAGAGGGCCCAGAUUUAAAAGGCCAAGUUGAGUCCUGGGACGAGAGAGGCACCAGAAGCCCAGCUCCACCUGAGGUAGACAGAGAUUCACUGGCUCCUUCCUGGGAAACUCCACCACCGUACCCUGAAAACAGAAGCAUCCAGCCCUACCCAGAUGGAGGGCCAGUGCCUUCAGAAAUGGAUGUUCCCCCAGCUCAUCCCGAAGAAGAAAUUGUUCUUCGAAAUUACCCCGCUUCAGGUCACACUACACCCCUAAGUCGAGGGACGUAUGAGGUGGGACUGGAAGACAACAUAGGUUCCAACACUGAGGUCUUCACAUAUAAUGCUGCCAACAAGGAAACCUGUGAACACAACCACAGACAAUGCUCCCGGCAUGCCUUCUGCACGGACUAUGCCACUGGCUUCUGCUGCCACUGCCAAUCCAAGUUUUAUGGAAAUGGGAAGCACUGUCUGCCCGAAGGGGCACCUCACCGAGUGAAUGGGAAAGUGAGUGGCCACCUCCGCGUGGGCCAUACACCUGUGCACUUCACGGACGUGGACCUGCAUGCGUAUGUCGUGGGCAAUGACGGCAGAGCCUACACAGCCAUCAGCCACAUCCCACAGCCAGCAGCCCAGGCCCUCCUCCCGCUCACACCAAUUGGAGGCCUGUUUGGCUGGCUCUUUGCUUUAGAAAAACCUGGCUCUGAGAACGGCUUCAGCCUCGCAGGUGCUGCCUUUACCCAUGACAUGGAAGUUACAUUCUACCCAGGAGAGGAGAGGGUUCAUAUCACUCAAACUGCUGAGGGACUUGACCCAGAGAACUAUCUGAGCAUUAAGACCAACAUUCAAGGCCAGGUGCCUUACAUCCCAGCAAAUUUCACAGCCCACAUCUCUCCCUACAAGGAGCUGUACCACUACUCAGACUCCACUGUGACCACUACAAGUUCCAGAGACUACUCUCUGACUUUUGGUGCAAUCAACCAAACAUGGUCCUACCGCAUCCACCAGAACAUCACUUACCAGGUGUGCAGGCACGCCCCCAGACGCCCGGCCUUCCCUACCACCCAGCAGCUGAGUGUGGACCGGGUCUUUGCCUUGUAUAAUGAUGAAGAAAGAGUGCUUAGAUUUGCUGUGACCAAUCAGAUUGGCCCGGUUGAAGCAGAGGAUUCAGACCCCACUCCGGUGAAUCCUUGCUAUGAUGGGAGCCACAUGUGUGACACAACAGCACGGUGCCAUCCGGGGACAGGUGUAGAUUACACCUGUGAGUGCGCCUCUGGGUACCAGGGAGAUGGACGGAACUGUGUGGAUGAAAAUGAAUGUGCAACUGGCUUUCAUCGCUGUGGCCCCAACUCCGUGUGUAUCAACUUGCCUGGAACCUACAGGUGUGAGUGCCGGAGUGGGUAUGAGUUUGCAGAUGACCGGCAUACUUGCAUCUUGAUCACCCCACCUCCCAACCCCUGUGAGGAUGGCAGUCAUACCUGUGCUCCUGCUGGACAGGCCCGGUGUGUUCACCACGGAGGCAGCGCGUUCAGCUGUGCCUGCCUGCCUGGUUAUGCUGGCGACGGGCACCAGUGCACUGAUAUAGACGAAUGCUCAGAAAACAGAUGUCACCCCGCAGCUACCUGCUACAAUACUCCUGGUUCGUUCUCCUGCCGUUGUCAACCCGGAUAUUAUGGGGAUGGAUUUCAGUGCAUACCUGACUCCACCUCAAGCCUGACACCUUGUGAAGAACAGCAGCGCCAUGCCCAGGCCCAGUAUGCCCACCCUGGGGCCCAGUUCCACAUCCCCCAAUGCGACGAACAGGGCAACUUCCUGCCCCUGCAGUGUCACGGCAGCACUGGCUUCUGCUGGUGCGUAGACCCUGAUGGUCAUGAAGUUCCUGGUACCCAGACUCCACCUGGCUCCACACCGCCUCACUGUGGACCACCACCAGAGCCCACCCAGAGGCCCCCGACCAUCUGUGAGCGCUGGAGGGAAAACCUACUGGAGCACUACGGCGGCACCCCCCGGGAUGACCAGUACGUGCCCCAGUGCGAUGACCUGGGCCACUUCACGCCCCUGCAGUGCCAUGGAAAGAGCGACUUCUGCUGGUGUGUGGACAAAGAUGGCAGAGAGGUGCAGGGCACCCGCUCCCAGCCAGGCACCACCCCUGCAUGUAUACCCACCGUCGCUCCACCCAUGGUCCGGCCCACGCCCCGGCCAGAUGUGACCCCUCCAUCUGUGGGCACCUUCCUGCUCUAUACCCAGGGCCAGCAGAUUGGCUACUUGCCCCUCAAUGGCACCAGGCUUCAGAAGGAUGCAGCCAAGACCCUGCUGUCUCUGCAUGGCUCCAUAAUCGUGGGGAUUGAUUACGACUGCCGGGAGAGGAUGGUGUACUGGACAGAUGUCGCUGGACGGACAAUCAGCCGUGCCAGUCUGGAACUGGGAGCAGAGCCUGAGACGAUCGUGAAUUCAGGUCUGAUAAGCCCUGAAGGACUUGCCAUCGACCACAUCCGCAGAACAAUGUACUGGACGGACAGUGUCAUGGAUAAGAUAGAGAGCGCCCUGCUGGAUGGCUCUGAGCGCAAGGUCCUCUUCCACACAGAUCUGGUGAAUCCCCGCGCCAUCGCUGUGGAUCCAAUCCGAGGCAACUUGUACUGGACAGACUGGAAUAGAGAAGCUCCUAAAAUUGAAACAUCAUCAUUAGAUGGAGAAAACAGAAGAAUUCUGAUCAAUACAGACAUUGGAUUGCCCAAUGGCUUAACCUUUGACCCUUUCUCUAAACUGCUCUGCUGGGCAGAUGCAGGAACCAAAAAACUGGAGUGCACACUACCUGAUGGAACUGGACGGCGUGUCAUUCACAACAACCUCAAGUACCCCUUCAGCAUCGUAAGCUAUGCAGAUCACUUCUACCACACAGACUGGAGGAGAGAUGGUGUUGUAUCAGUAAAUAAACAUAGUGGCCAGUUUACUGAUGAGUAUCUCCCAGAACAACGAUCUCACCUCUACGGGAUAACUGCAGUCUACCCCUACUGCCCAACAGGAAGAAAGUAAAUACAGUAAUGUAAAGGAAGACUUGGAGUUUACAAUCAGAACCUGGACCCUGAAGAACAGUGACUGCAAAGGCAAAGUAAAAAAGGAAUUGGCCAUUAGACGUUCCUGAACAUACAAGAUGAACAUUAUUUAGUGCAAAAAGACUUUUGUGAAAAGUUGAUACCUCAAUCUUUACUACUGUAUUUUUAAAAAUGAAGGUUAUUGCAAGUUUAAAAAGGUAAUAGAAUUUUAACUGUUGCUUUAAAGCAACUUCUUGUAAACACUUAUCAUUAAUAUUUAAAAGGUCAAAUUCAUUCAACUAAGAGUUUAAGACUCUAAAUGUGAUUUUUGCUAUGGAUUCCUUCUGGCCAAGAAAUUAAAGCACAUGUGAUCAAUAUAAAAAUACAAUCCUAAACCUUGACAGUUGGAGAAGCCAAUGCAGAACUGAUGGGAAAGGACCAAUUAUUUAUAGUUUCCCAACAAAAGUUCUAAAAUUUUUUUACCUCUGCAUCAGUGCAUUUCUAUUUAUAUCAAAAGGUGCUAAAAUGAUUCAGUUUGCAUUUUCUGAUCCUGUAGUGCCUCUAUAGAAGUACCCACAGAAAGUAUCACAUUUAUAAAUACCAAAGAUGUAACAGUUUUAAAAUUUUCUGGAUUACUCCAAUAAAGUGUUUUAAGUUUUCCUAUGACUUAAGGAUCUAUAUUGUCUCUAGGACAAAGCUGGGGGUUGGCAUAUAUGCCCUUAACCACAAAGGAGAAAGGUGAUUUAUGCAAACAUACAGCACAUAAUAAAAAUUCUACUUUCCUAAACUUUAUUAAAGAAAAAAGCAAUGGUGGUAAAUCUCUAGAACAUACCCAAUUUUCUGGGCUUCCUCCCCCGAGAAUGUGACAUUUUGAUUUCCAAACAUGCCGGAAGUGUAUGGUUCCCAAUUGUACUAAGCAGGUGAGAAGCUAAAGUCCUAAAGUGUUCAUCUUCCAACUUUUCCCAGUCUGUGGUCUGUCUUUGGAUCAGCAAUAAUUGCCUGAACAGCUACUAUGGCUUCAUUGAUUUUUGUCUGUAGCUCUCUGAGCUCUUCUAUGUGCAGCAAUCGCAGAAUUUGAGCAGCUUCAUUAAGAACUGCAUCUGUUUUAUGAGAAAAGAACACUGCUUCAAUACAUAAUUUUUAUAUUUAAGGCCAUUUACUUCCCCCCCCAAGUAUUCAGUCUCUAAAAUAUAGUUUGAAUUUAAAAUCACUUACCUCCUGUAUCAAAACCAAGAAUAUGUUUGUCUAAAGCAACAGGCAAGCCCUUUAAAAAAAAAAAAAAAAGACAAAAUGAGAGUACUUAUGGUUAAGAACAGCAUCCUUUUCUCAUCUGAAACUGAAAACCACCUAGCUAUUCUGGUGUCUUAACUCUCUUAGCUGCAUGGAUAAGGGAACUAAGAAUUUUGUUUAUAUUUGCCUUGUGAUUAGCGAGUUUUCCCUAUUUCAACCGGUUAGGGGAUAAAAGUUAGCUUUAAAUGUACCAGGAAGCUCUACAGCUCAUCCAAUCCUUUAGACCAGGCAUACAAAACAAUAUAUCCUUAUUGCAGCAGUGCCUUGUCAUUACUGCUGUGGAAGGCGAGUUGAGCGGGGCUGUUACUGUCUUAUUUUGGUAACUGUAAGCAACAGUAUAAAGGGCAAAAAUAGUACCUUAUAUUCCAUUUCUGAGCACAUUAAUUUGCCUUUACGAAUUGUACAAACCUAUCUAAAAUAUGUAUUUUUUCAGCCAGCAUGGUGUUUACCAAGAUUUAGGUAUAAUUUAACUUUCAAGAAUUGACUUGAAAGUUACUUUGAAACAGUCUAGGAAAAUGAAAAACUAAACCACUCAGCACCUGUGGACAUACUAAAUAUGGUGACUAUGAUGAUGCCAUUCUGUGGUGCCAAACUUCACAGAAACAAAUCUCUAAAAUGAGGACAGGCAGUCUGUACUUCCUGCUGAUUAUAUAAUAUCAUUGCCAAGAAAAACACACACUACCUAUUCUUUCAAUGUUACAACCUGUUACUAUUCAAAUGCUUUAGCUGCUGCUCAAUUCUUGCCUUAUCUAGUAAUGUAAAUCUACCUAGGCUCUAUCUGCUUUAAAACAGCUAACAGAUUAACUGUGAAGAAACCAAUGGGUAUGAAAGCACAAGUGAACAAAAUUAAACAGCAGAAUUAUACUGAGUGGCUUUAUAUGUUCAUCUAGUACCAGAGGCUCCAUUUUUUUUUCCUUUGUCUGCCAACAGGCCACCAAGCUACCCCUGAAAACUACCAGAUGCCUCAAAUACUAGUUAUAAAUGGUUACAAGUACACUAAACUAUAAGAACUCCACUAAAUUGUUAUAGGUUGGUAUCUUUUGAGAUGACACCAAAAUUAAAAUGUGGAGCAUUAAAAAUAAAACUAAAUUUUACUUUACAAACAAGAGCAAAGAGAUUUGGCUAAGCCUUACGCUGCUUUCCAAAUCAGACAUAGUUUUGUUGAAUGAAUGAAUGAAUGAAUGACUUUAUUACGCCAGAACAAUUUACUGUGUGUUCUAUAAUGUGGUGAAAUAAGCUGAUCUUUAAUCCAACUUCCAGUGGCCCGAUUCACAUAUAACGAGCUAAUAAGAACUUUUAAAAGAAAAUUGUGUCUUUCAGAGAUGCUGCCCUGGCAUUAGUAACCUUUUAACACUGCUGGGCCUGCCUAAAGGGGCUGGAGGACAAAAGACAUUGGGAGAUGGGGGAGGGGUGCAGGGAGGACAAACAACAUAGUUGUGCCCAAGGCAUUCACUACAACUACAGUCAUUGCUGCAGGAGGGAGGUGUUAUCAGAUGCUGCUGCUGACCUGAGGACAGUCUCUCUACCGCUGCACAGCGAAUGAAACUUUAGGCAUAUAGGGAUUUCUGAUAUAAUAUAAAAAUAUUCCAUAUUUUCUCUUGAACGGGAAGGUAGUCAUGGGAUAUAGCUUUCUCAGCCUACAAGGUAGGACUGAAAGAUACCAUUUCAGUCUCCUGUACCUUGAACCUUACACUCCAACAGAACCCCCUGUCCCUUCACUUGGGCAGAUUGACAAGCUCAUGCAGACAUCCACACAUGGACCCUUCUCCCCACCUAUCAUAAGAGCACAGGCUCUCACAUCAGACUGCCUGAGCUCAAUCACUUACCAACUAGGUGACCUUAGCCAAAUUACUUUCUCAUGUUUUAUGCCAGGAAAUUGAAUAAAACAAUUUACUCUGAAGAAAUAAAAGCAAGGAUAGAAUUUAUAUGGAAAAAGAAAAGUAAUUUGUAGUGAGGUGUGUUCCUUCUUCUCCAGCAUGAGUCAAAAUAAUCCAGUAAGUUUCGUAAGGGUAAAUCCUUUUAAUUAAACUUCAACAGGCCACAGACAUAAUUUGUGGACUGUGAAUGAGCUACUUGUAGCUUUUUUAAGUUACAAAGUGAGAGGAACUUCAGUGAAGUUUGAUUUUUCACUCAAAAAGGACCCCCUAGGCACUGAAUACAUUCAAUUUGCUUUAGGAAGCACUGAAGUAAGCUAUCCUUUAAGUUGUUCCAAUGUAGAAUGGAUAUCUUAAACAGAUACAUGCAAAGUUUAAAUCAUGACAAUACCAGAAGAAAUGUUCAUUAACAACUUAUUUAGGAUUUAUAGAAACAUACCUCUUUUGUUUGAUUUGCCUUAGCAACUGCAUCCUGUGUCAGGCGCUCCUGAACCAAAAUUCGAAUUGCCUAGGAAACCCAAAAAUAUUUUUACUUUUUAUAGGCUGUGUGCCUGUCAUCCUUUAUUUCUAUGAGCCCAGAGAAUAAGGAUGCUAAGUUUCAUGAAGUUAGAAUUACCUAAGUUUAUUAAUAAACUCUCCAAUAAAUUAAAAAUUAAAAAAAAAACCCACUAAUAUAAUGUAACCUUUCAUGCUUCUAGUAUUUUAAUAAUGUCGAGUGGUGCCUGCAACAAUUAAAACCAUUUUUUGAAUAGGUAAUUCACGUGCCUGGUAAAAAACAACUUUAAAUACAGCAAGAAACAUGGUAAAAAGUAGGUCUCCUUCCUACCCCUGAGCCUUGCGAUCCCCUACAGAUUCCUUACCCUCACUAAAAGUGUGAAAUGACAAGCAUGCUUAGCACGAAUACACAUUUUUGGCACAAAGGGUAGCAAAUCAUACAUACUGUCUUACACUUUGCUUUCAUCACUUCACUCUAGUAAAAUAUUUUCAUACCUUUCAAAGGACACCAUUGGUGGUUUUCAUCACCAAGGCACUUCAUUAUGGUAGGCAUGCAUGCAAGCAUCCAUACACACUUAAAAAUCAAAUUUUAAAAAAAUGGAAUUUUAAUUAGGGAGAUGACAAUUACAACUCAAAAAUCAGUGUGAAAACUUAAACUAUAAUUUUUAAAUAAAAAACCAAAUGUUAUCUUUGAAAAAGAGAAUUCAAACAAUGUUUAACAGUGAUUGCAGACGUUAUUAAAUAGUUUGAGGCCAGUUAAUAUACUGAUUCUUGUACUUGGCAAAUGUACUAAGAUGUUUUCUAUAUUAUGUUACUGUUUCAGUGCCUCUUAAAAUAACUCAAAAGGGACAAAUGUGCAGCUAGGACUAGAAUUUUAUAGCACUUUAUUGUAGUUGAUUUAUACUUUAUCCCCUUGGGUUUUGAAGUCUAACAAAAGCACCCCAAAUAAGCUAUGCAUUGUCUGACUCUCCUCUCACUUUACGAUUAAAACUGACAUGAUCACUAUAGAACAGUUCCAAGGCAAUUUACAUAAUUGUCAGAAUAAAGAACAAGCCUUUGAAAUAGCUAAAUUUCACUAAAAACAUUUUUGUCUUUUGGCAUGCAAUCUGGAUUGAGAAAAUCCAAGUUAACAUUCAGAUUCAGUAUAGAAAAUUGUAAUAACUUAGGAAUACAAUAGUCUUGUUAAAACUGACAUUUAAUACCUAAAAAUCUAAAAAGCAUGGUAAGUUAUGGCUUAAUCUCUUGGGUAGAGUGAAAUGUAAUUAUUCAACUUAUCACAAAGUAGUUUACAUGCACAAGGUCUAGUUAAAAGCUUUUAAUCUCUUGUAAAAUCAGUAAUAAUUUCUAAAAUAAUUUCCAAGUCUGGUAUCUUAAGUACCACUCCCUUGAUCCACACCACUGUACUUUCACGAUUACUAGGAAUAAAUCUUCUGAAGUUUAUGAUUUCUCUCAGAAACAAGAGACCUCUUUCAGAUUACUGGGAUCCCUGAAGUAUAGUUAUGAACUGAGUGGCCUAUCUAGCACUGGGGACAGAAAGAUUGAUUUCUCAAAGAGAUUUGGGGGUUAUAUAUUUUUGACCAAAUUCACCAUUACUCAUUUGGCAUUUUCUACCAUCUUAACAAAUGUGGACCAUGAAUCAUUAAAAAGACUAAACAGAAGUAGGAUACUGUGGGAAAAACAAUGGAACACAGGGUUACAGUGCUUAAAAUCCUGGCUCUGUCAUUUUUUGUGUCAUCUUAGACAUUGAGUCUCAGUUUCUUCAUAUGAUAUACAUUUUUAAAAAGAUAUUAGCAGCUGUCUCUAGGAUUGCUGGCAGGAUUGGAUGAGAACAUCUUUGCAAAGGAUUUAGCAUAGUGCAGGCAGAAAACAGACAAUCCAAAUCAGAUAAAACCAUGAAAUCUGCUUUAUGUCUCAUAUUCUUCUGUGUAUUUUAGUCAUUCAACCAUAAUUUUAAUAACAAGAAUUAAUAUUUAGAAAACACAUUUUUCUAUGUGCACAGUUUCUGUCAAGAAUCAAGAACAUGAAGCUGACCUUAAGCAUUACCAGGUAAUCAUCAUGACGCUGAAUCUGAAGCAGGUUAGCCAAAGCCAUCACACCAGCCUUAAAAUCAGGAUUAUUUACUAUAAAAGAUUAAAAAUAAACAAAAACUUACAACUCUGCAAACGUAUAAUUAAGAUGUAUUUGUGAACAUACAAAAACAGUUUUAACUUUUUGGUAACAACAAAUCUCUUAGUUUUUAAAACUGCUACUCACAAGAGAAAAAACAAAGCCCUGUAGACUAUCAACAAUUAAAUUGGUAGGAUAAAACGGUUUUCCUAUUACCAUAUGAGACGGUCCCCAACUUAGGAUGGUUAGACUUGUAAUUUUUGACCUUACAAUGAGUUCAGUGGGAUGUAACCCUAGUGCAAGAUGAGGAAAAUCUGAACUUACAGUGGUUCCAGCUACAAUUUUUCAACUUUACAAUGGGUCUUUUGGGGUAUUAAAUGCAUUUUUGACUUACGGUAUUUUCGACUUUACAACAUGAUCUCAUCCUAAGUCAAGAAGUAUCUGUAUUUCAUCAGCCAAACUGAAUAAUCCAAUAAAUGAGUAAUUUAACUCACA